AUGCUUCACAACCAUGAUUUACUUAAAAGCAUUAUUGUAAAGAAAAGAAGAAGAUAUCUAUCGAAGCUUUCACUCCACGAUGGAGUAGGGCAUUCCAAAAAAGUCACUGGACUAUUAAAGUCUAUAAUUAGCGAAUAUACACUCAUCUGCAAACUAAUUUGGUUUUUCGAGAGACUCACCUGGAAAGCAGCUGAACAUCACAAACGAGAGAUUCAGCUGGGUUCCAGAAAAGUUGAGAAUAUUUUUGACCAUGAGGAAAUCGUGUUUUCCUUCCCCUGCGUUGAAUUUGAAGGCAGUCACUGUGGCAGUCAUCCCGGUGGAACGGUCAAGGCGACAAAGCUCCGGGUAAUCCUAGAUACAGCUAAGGAAUGGAUCAUGCAGACAACCGAAUGUGCUUCACCAAGCCGCUUCAUCUUUCAGUUGCUACAUUUUUCGAGACAUCGCGAUACAUGUAUAUUCGUAACGCACGUUCAGUUUCCUGAAAACAUCGCAAACGAGAGAUUCAGCUGGGUUCCAGUUGAGUCUCUCGGAAAACCAAAUUAG
This is a messenger RNA of Opisthorchis viverrini, 543 nucleotides long. RefSeq lists its product as hypothetical. The record is from RefSeq and is a predicted model, not a curated record. Lineage: Eukaryota; Metazoa; Platyhelminthes; Trematoda; Opisthorchiida; Opisthorchiidae. The transcript is spliced from 5 exons. The coding region runs from base 1 to 543 and encodes 180 amino acids.